UAUUGUAUAAGCAUUUAUUUAUCAAACUAUUUGUUUCUUAUAUUUACAAUUUUAACAAUUUUCUACAAUAUUCCAAAAAGAUUUCCCUGUCCUCGCAACUAAUUAUUUCAUGUAUUUUUUCUUGUUUAAGUUCAGAUUUUAUCUUUUGUUCUACAUUGAACCAGUCAUUCUUGUGUAUUGAGCAUUCUAGGUGGAUGUGUAAGAUCGUUUCAUCCUUUUCCGGGUCGCAUAUCGAUGGGCUGUACUUACACUUGAACCUAUUGAAAUAUAAGGACCUCCCACCGUGCCCCGUCAUAAUUUGUGUAGUGUGGAAGUCUGGAGUGAAUGUUGCGGAUGGUUUUAUACGCUUUUGUGGCAUUGGGAAAGAACAUUUUUGUAAUUUCGACAGUAGUGCCCGCCUGGUGUUCCAUUGUUCCACUCGUUCUGAGUGUCACAUACGAGGUUCUUUAUAAACGAAAUCGGACACUUGUCAUACUCUGGUUUCUUCUUGUAAUUUAGAGCGGCUUCCUUGGCUAAGUGGUGAGCUCUUUUAUUACUCUCAGUUCCCACGUGUACCUGGACCAAAUACAAAUCCACAUGUUGGUUUUGCUUCAAGGCCUUUUUGAUGUUCUUCCUAGGUUCGACUGCUAGGGGAUGGUCGUAGUGUUAGUUACUGUUUGGAGGGCCAUGGAGUCGCUGUGAAUUCCAAAAGUACUCUCCUUACGCCUAAUGCUUUCCCUGGAGGCUUUUAUGUUGGCCGGGAACUCAGUGUGGUACACCGCGUAGUAAGAAAGCAACGCAAGGUUAAGGGUCUUUGUUUCAGACUCUCCAUUCCAAAUGAAUAGUGCUGCCCCAACCCGACCCUCAAUCUUGCUUUUAAUAUGUAAAGUAUUCUUCAAUAUAAAAAAAAAACAAAAAUAUUAUUAAAAUAAACUAAAUGGGUUUUUGGAGAAAAGGGGGGGAAAUACUAAAGAUGAGUGAGGCUGUAUGGGCUUUAGUUCCCCUUGCCUUCCCAAAAAGUCAAUAUCAAAGACAUUGAUUUUGCUAAAAAUCAAGGCUCAUUUUUAUUAAUUUAUGAAUAACAAUGGCAAAGCGACCAACUAAAGUAUAUUUAGGAUAUGAAGAUGAAAUUAUUGGUGAUAAAAGUUUACAAGUUCUGAAUUACACAACCAAUAAAAUUGGUGGAACACCAGAUUGGCCACCUUUGGAAAAUAUACAGUUUUCAUCGAAAUGUCCUUUGUGUGGGUUACACAGGUUAUUGGUCGUGCAAUGCUAUGCACCUAUUGAAAAAUCCAUUUACCAUCGCACUUUGUAUGUUUUUGCGUGCAUUAACCCAAAUUGUUGGAUACAAUCGGAAAGGUAAGAAAAGAUGACCAAAUUCUUAUAAUGAGAGUGAAAAUAUUGUCAUUCUUGUUUACUUUUAUGAUUUUCAGUUGGUUAUGUGUAAGGAGCCAAAUUCAAGAUGUAACAACCCCGUCCACUAUUGUUGUUAUGCCAAAGGCUGAUAGUAAUUUGACUUGGUGUAAUGGUGCAGAUGAAUGGGAUGAAAAUGACAAUGGGGACACGGCCAAUGGAAAUUUUAUGAAUCUAGAUAACCCAAGCCCCAAUAAUUGCUUGCAGAGAAAUUCUGAUGAAGAAGAAGAAAGUAACUCUUUGGAAUUGGAAACUGUAGCACAAGCCCUUGGAAACCUUCAAGUUUUUGAUGCUCACAAUGCUAAUAUGUCACCAGUACAAGGUGCAAUUGGUGCCAUAACAGCACCUGUUGCUGCUGCAGAGCUUGAAGGAGGUGAUGAACCAGGUCUGGUUACUGUGGACACACCCUCGGCCCCUACAAAAGACCUUCAGGCAUUAUUACAUCAGACAGCUGAACUUCCACCUGACAUAAGAAGCAGACUGAUGUGUGGACCUUUGCAAUUUCUGCCCAAAUAUGUGUAUGUGGAAGAAGAAUGGGAUAAGUCGCAUAAUAAUGAAAGCAAAAUAACAGAGCUUCUUAAUAAAUACAAUGAACAAAAUGAAAUGGAUAUGGUAGUCGGAGCUGAAAGAGCAGCAGGGGGCGGUGGUGACGACGAACAAUACGAGGAAUCAGCGCCCCUACAUGGAGACAGGCUCUUCCAUGCCUUCCUUACCCGGUUACGAAACAACCCUGGCCAAAUCUUAAGGUACUCUCGGGAGGAAUCGUCGCUUCUGGGUGCUCCUUUACCAAGUGCAGCGAACACACCAGAAUGCCCUACUAUGCCUAUGAAUUGUAUUCGGUGCGGUGCCCCACUUAUCAGUGAACUCCAACUCGUACCAGAGUUUGCUGAAACACUGCGACUCUUGCCAACAAACAUUACACUGUCACACUUACAUUUCCUCUCUGUCCUCAUAUUCACUUGCUCACAGAGCUGUUGGCAACAGUCCGAUACACUAGUGAAGGAACAUGUCGUUUUCCAACCCGAAGUGGUAUAAAUUUUACUUAGUUACUAAAAAUAUUUCCAUGCAAUAAAUAUUUACUUUAAUUUUUAUGUAUUUUAUUGCACAUUAUUUUACUAAAUACGGUUGAAGAAGGCAGCCUGCCACUAAAAGGCUGUAAUGCUUAAGAUAAAAAUGUUUCAUCUUUAUGAUCGAAAGAAAUUGUGUUACUAUAGAAUGCAAACAACUGUAGCACCAAAAGUGGCACACUGUUUCUUAACUGUGCAUCUUUGACUUCGUCAAUUGUUAAUUUUUAAUAUGAAAUUUCUAAAAGUCCACUGUUACUAGUAAGUAAGAAUAAAUAUUGACUGUGAUCUUAUCUCCAUAGGUGUAUACCAUUUAUUAUAAAUACCAAAUCAAAUUGUUUAUAUGUUUAAGUAAUAGUCAUAAUUUAUUGAACUAUGUAUUUGAUAUUCUAAUUUCACAUAACCAUUCUUUGAGAUUUCGUCUUUGUUAAAUGUGUAGUCAUGUUUUUCUAAACAUAAAAGUAGGUAGUACUGUUUUACUUGAUUGUAAUGGUGUUAGUAGCCAAUUUUUAAAUGGUCAUAGAUGUUUAGAAAUAUUUAAAAGAAAAUAAAACUGAUUAUUUUAUAGCAUUUAUUUUGACUUGCACACAAAAGCUCGUCAGACUAUAAAACUGUCAAAUAUCUUCAUUAUGAUAUUUAUCCUUCUUAAUUGAGUUUAAAAUUUAAAGUUAUAGGAAAUCUGUAUUUUUUUGGCAGCUGAUGUACUAUUGUCUGUACAUCCUAAGGGUCAAACACACACCGAAAGAGCAGCGAAGCGCAGCGACCCGCUCGGUAAAGAAGGCGCGCUUAUGGAAUUCGUCGGAAUUCCCGCGGAUCCGCGCGAGUCCUUCGAGUUUCUCAUGCGAUAAUAAGUAUUAUAGUAAUGAAAAGAAAGUUAAAAUUCAUAUGACACUGAUGCGCAGCGAAGCGGAGCGCAGUUGCGCUCCGCUUCGCUGCGUUUAGACGCUCUUUUGGUGUGAGUUGAGCCUAAGAGCGUGGGCACCGAUAAGCGGGCCACGGAACGGGCACCCGCUCAGCGUGUUUGUUUUAUAGACCCCGCCUAAAGGUACGAUCCGACGGCGUGUGCCGCGGCCGCGCCUCGCAGGGUUGCCAAACGUAUGAGAACUCUAACGUUUGUGAUUUAGCAGUGUCUAUACAUGAUACGAGGUAAAUAGAAAUCUCGUUCACUUUUUGAUGGCAUAAUGAAGCUGUACUUACUGAGUCGAUCCUUUGUGGACUGGACAUUUAUUUACUUUCUUAUAAUAUUUUUGGUUUGUGUACAUGACACAAACAGUCAAAAUUUGUUCAAAUCUCAUAAUCAAAGUGUACGAGAUUUCUAUUUACCUCGUAGCAUGUAUAAAGACUGCUAAAUCUCAAACGUAAGAGUUCUCAUACGUUUGGCAACACAUGAGCGGCGCGGCCACACCCGGGACAACACACGCCGUCGGAUCGCACCUUAACACGGCGCGGGCAACAUGAGCGUGCACACGCUCGCUUGGCUGUCUUCUGUGCUCACGUCUACGUUCUCUUUUAACUACAUAGUAUUAUCAACUAAAAUAAUCCACUAUCGAAAGUUCCCCCUCGCAAUUGAAAUUGUACUGAGGGGUGCUGCGAGAGGCCUCUUGCAGAUCCCGCGACGGAGCGCGUAGCGGAUCUCCGCGAUAGACGCCCGUUCCGUGCCUCGCUUAACGGUGCGCACGCCCUAAAACAAGUGUACGAGUGUUAGUGUAGUUUACCCAUCCAUAUUUUACGAGUUAUUCUAAAUUUUCUAGUGCAUAAAUAAUAUUAUUAUGUAGUAACGUAUUAGUAAGUUUCUUCAAUUGAUAAAAAAUAUUAAGUGCUAAGUUAUGAACAUUGCCAGUUAACUACUUAAUAAGCUUUAAACUAUAAAUAAUGUCAAUAAUGUGUGGUAUAAACCAUCUGAUACAUAACAAAGUUUUUUAUUUCAUCAUCUAAGCAGCUGUACGACACUCAUAGUUCAGCGUAGGCCCAUUGGCGUAGCUAGAGGGGGAUGGAGUGGCCAAUCGUCAAUUUAAAUCGUUUUUUUUUUAUUAAUUUAUUUUUUGUUUCCUCAGGCGGGCGAGCAAAUGCAUAAUCCUCGGAUUUCUUUCUAUGUAUAGUAUGUCCACGGGAAGAAUGAUGAUACAGCAAAGGGCUCAAUAGGUUUGUCCAUUAUGAUAGCGUCCAACAGAUCAAAGUAAACCUCUACUUUACUUUACUUAUGCUAUUGAAUUCUUUGUAAAUAGCAAUGAUAUGUUUUGGAAAUUAAAUUAUUAUAUUAAAUGCCCUAGAUACAACAUCAC
Messenger RNA from Chilo suppressalis (striped riceborer), 4738 nucleotides. The record is from the annotation of a GenBank genome assembly. Lineage: Eukaryota; Metazoa; Arthropoda; Insecta; Lepidoptera; Crambidae.